Messenger RNA from Aureobasidium vineae, 733 nucleotides. NCBI's taxonomy places the organism in Eukaryota, Fungi, Ascomycota, Dothideomycetes, Dothideales, Saccotheciaceae. The record is from the annotation of a GenBank genome assembly.
CUGGGCAAUGGCCGAUCGCUCCUCGUACCGGCACUCGAAUGCCUCGGAUUCCGACUCGCAACACACUUUCCACAUCGCACAAAAUGCNCCCUCGAUACUGCCCAAACCACCGGCUCCCGCGGUCGUCCGACACUCGUCAGGCGAGCUGAACGAGAAGCGAGAGAAUGGCAGCGACCAAGACCUCGAGAAGCAGGCCAACAGGUCGCCUCGCAGAACUCCAGACAUGGCCGAGCGAUACAAUCCGUACUUUGGACAUUCCCCGUACGAUCAGUCAAGCAUGUCUUCGGCCGAGGACGAUCACCUGGUAGAUCAACGUCUNCUGUACCUGUCUGGUCCUUGUGUCUUGGUCUCCUUUCUCCUCUGUAUCUGGUCCCUGGUCAUUUCCUUCUUCACCGUUCUGACCUAUCCAUUACGACUCUUCUCCGCCUCUCGUCAACCUCUCUCAGACGAGCUUCGCUGUCUUCUCGCCCGCUCGAACCGUGUACAACUCCGAGCAAUCUACUCUUUUGACAUUACUCAAGGAAAGAGUGUCUCGAGUCUUCUACUGGUCCAUUUCCUCUCGCCGUUAGUCGCCAUGGCUGUGUCUCUCAGCGCCUGGGCUGUCGCCAUCUACUGGGUAUUCGCCGCCAUGAUCGGUGACCCUGACGGCACUGAAGGCGGAAAUGACGGUAGAGCUACCGUUCUGGGUCUUCGAGCUUACUGGGAGAUGUGGCUCUGCAAGGCCAUGAACCCA